This is a messenger RNA of Dermatophagoides farinae (American house dust mite), 706 nucleotides long. RefSeq names its product thymosin beta cib (gene cib). Gene Ontology annotation, cellular component: cytosol. The record is from RefSeq and is a predicted model, not a curated record. Gene Ontology annotation, biological process: actin filament organization. Gene Ontology annotation, molecular function: actin monomer binding. Lineage: Eukaryota; Metazoa; Arthropoda; Arachnida; Sarcoptiformes; Pyroglyphidae.
UUUCUUCACUCCCUUUCUGACCAUCAUCAUCAUCAUCAUCAUGAUAGUCAUUGCUUUAUAAUUUUGACAAACAACGCAUUCAACAUUUGAUUGUCAUAACGAAAAUAUCAUUGAUUGAUUUUUAAAAAUUGUCAAAAACUUUUGUUGCUUUCAAUUUUCUUUUAUUAUUCAAAUUUUGACUUUUGUUCCAUUUUUCUGAUUGAUUUAUUCUUCAAUCCAUUCCCAGAGUUUUCUUUUUAAAAAAACCAUCAUCAACAAACAACCAAAAAAUCAAAAUGUCUAGCCCAACGAAAGAAGAUCUUCCACGUAUUGCCGAUGGUCUUAAAAAUGAGCUUGUCGGUGAACAUAAGCUUAAACAUACUGAAACACAGGAAAAAGUGGUACUACCAUCCAAAACUGAAAUUGAACAGGAAAAAGGCCAACAACAGUUGCUCAAAAGUAUUGAAACAUUCGAAGCGGAAAAACUUCAUCAUGCCAAAACCGAAGAAAAGAAUCCAUUGCCAACAAAAGAAGAGAUUGAAGCCGAAAAAAAGGCCAUGGCCUGAAUUUGAUUUUUUUUUUUUUUAAUUGUUUCAUUCAAAAAAAUUUUGAUCCAACAGUUUUGAUCAUUGAUUGAUUCCCGAUGAUGAUUUUUUUUUAUUAAUAAUAAGAAAAAAAAGAUGAAAAAUUCCAUUUUAUUUUCCUUUAAAUAUUCGAUUUCUGUUUA